Messenger RNA from Dermatophagoides pteronyssinus (European house dust mite), 1349 nucleotides. RefSeq lists its product as uncharacterized. NCBI's taxonomy places the organism in Eukaryota, Metazoa, Arthropoda, Arachnida, Sarcoptiformes, Pyroglyphidae. The record is from RefSeq and is a predicted model, not a curated record.
UUUGGUUAAUUUGCGAGUGAAAAUGUCAAUAGCAUGCAAUGUGGCAGUUUUGAUCAUACUGAUGGUUCAAAUUGAGACCAUCCAAAUGACAACCAAUUCAACAGGAAAAGAUCAAAUCUGUGAAAGUUUACGAGAUAAUAAUGGUAACAAAUUGAAUUUAUUGACAGUUGGAAAAACACCAGAACGAUUAUUAUUGAUAACAAAGGAUUUGUUUGUAUAUGAUGUUGCAGCUGAUUCAAUGGAUUCGGCCUUAGAUAAAUUAUAUCUUCGAUCCAAGCCAAUGCCACUCGAGGAGAAAUAUCCAACAUUUUACAGCCAUCAACUAUUCAAACAAGCUAAAGAUGUUAUAUUCAAUGCAUGGGUCAUUUCGGAUAUGGAAGGGGAUUGGAUUUGUAUUACUGUCAGAGUUAGCACUGGCAGGGAUGGAGUUAAUUAUAAUAUCAAACUUGAUGAAGUAGCAUUAGGAUGGAAAUAUUUUGAAAAUCCAGAGGAAGUAUUACUUUCAACACAGCAACCAUGCAAAUUUUAUUCUGUAAGGCAUAACGACGGUGGUCUUAAAAUUCAAAUUUACGGAUGUUCUGGCAAUAGUAUACGUAAAAAGAAUGCUAUAGGUCCAUUAGAACAUGUAUUUUUCAAAAUCUGCUUCGAUCAAAGCAAAACAAAAAUUAUGAUCGAUCGAUCAUGCGGAUCAGGGACUCCGGUGCAAUGGCCGGUGUUGAAUGGAUUUGUGAGUGGUGAAAAAUUUUACUUAUUCAGUGAUAGAUCUAUCUAUGUAUUUCCGGAGAGUGCUUAUAAUCAACGCGGUCAGCCAGUCGAGUUUAAACAACGUAGUUAUGAUUCGUUUUUCAAUUGUCCUGGCAUUAUUAUUCCCUCAACUCUUUCCAAAUCAUAUUUCUACUGGAUUAUAGGUGCAAUCAUAUUGUUAUUAUUGAUAUUGAUGAUAAUACUGUGGUGCAUAUUGGUCGCUCAACGUCGUCGUCAACAAGCACAGCCAUCCUAUGCAAAGACCGGACGUUCUGGCAUGAGGGGCGGAUUGAAUGUAUCAAAAAUGUCAGCAAAUAUCGCCACUGCAAGAAGUCGAAACAGUUUGACACAGGCUCCCAAAUUGAAUCGUUUCAGUUCAAAAAAUAUCAGUUGUAAAAAUAUCAGUCAUGCAAGUCAAACAGCAUUAUCUGCUGGAUCAGCCCACCUUACCGCGCGUACUGGUCUUAAUCGAGUUAGUAACACUUUUCAGAAUCGCUUGAAGCGUUUAACCACACGAAUACAAAGCAGUCGUCAUUGAUCAUUGAUCAUUGAUCCAAUUCCAUUCAAUAAUGUUUAUUAUUAAAAACUAAUUUAUCCAACAUCAA